Messenger RNA from Aspergillus novofumigatus IBT 16806, 768 nucleotides. RefSeq lists its product as uncharacterized. The transcript has a single exon. Bases 1 to 768 code for a protein of 255 amino acids. NCBI's taxonomy places the organism in Eukaryota, Fungi, Ascomycota, Eurotiomycetes, Eurotiales, Aspergillaceae. The record is from RefSeq and is a predicted model, not a curated record.
AUGGACGGGGACACUGCACGUCUGGCAAUGAGCCCUGGAGAUCACUGCUGGGUCAUACCUAAAGUCUUGCAAGCACACUCACUCGGGAUCGUAUAUCCUGCUCUUUUAGUGAUCUGCAUCGUAGGCCUAGCGCGGCUUAUCAGACGUCGACGGCAAGGGCAGUGCGGACUGCCUAUGAGCGAGAUGGAUUCACGAUCCUUGAGGCAGGAGAAGUAUGAUUGCGAGCAGCAGACGAAGGAACUGCAACAGAGUACGCCCAGUUCAAAUGCUCCGUCGCACAGAAGCUUCCCUUUGCCUUCGGCUUGUGAUAUACUGCAACCCCUGUCACAACUUGCGCCGUUGCCGUCAAGUGGCUAUCUUGCCUCUAUUUUGGGUUGUCAACCGAGUAGAAGCAGAUUGGCAUCUGAAGAGGAUGGCCAGUUGCAACAGUCUUCUGCACUUGCUGGGUCCGAGUCCAGGGCCGUAUCUCAGGGGAACGUCUCCGAUCGCGAUGAAUAUUGCCCAGCGACCUCGGAUAGGAAUGCUGGCUUGGUCGGAUCAUUCACUUCGGCCUGUUCUAAAAUAGAAAAUGAGGAUCAACGCCGGGACGAAGCUUCAACAGUACCUGCCGCACGGUCUGUUGAGUCUCACAGACAGGAAGUCUAUGAGCUUGCAGGCUCCGAAGAACUUCAUCCACCUGAGAGACGAAAUCAAACAGUUCACUUUCCUCAGGUUGUGGAUGCAGAAGGCACCCGUUCCUGGAGGCGGGUGAUCGUGGAAUACAGCUGA